Molecule: messenger RNA, 540 nt
Organism: Sorghum bicolor (sorghum)
Lineage: Eukaryota; Viridiplantae; Streptophyta; Magnoliopsida; Poales; Poaceae
Product: L-type lectin-domain containing receptor kinase VIII.1-like
Exons: 2
Coding region: 1-540 (179 amino acids)
Biological process (GO): protein phosphorylation
Cellular component (GO): plasma membrane
Molecular function (GO): ATP binding; protein kinase activity
Source: RefSeq, a predicted model, not a curated record
AUGGUCGAUGAGGCUUUGCUGAUGUUUUCUUAUUAUAUAUGUCAUGAUCGCAGGCUAAAAAUAGCGCUCGGCGUAGGCUCGGCGAUUGAAUACCUGCACGGCCUGUACCGUCCGUUGCGGCACGGCAACAUCAGGGCGGACAACGUGAUGCUGGACGAGUUGUUCAACGCAAAGCUCGGUGGUUUCGACGCAGCGGCGUCAUCCAAGGGAAGCCUGUCCGACGAUGUGUUGGCGUUUGGUGCGUUGCUUCUGGAGCUAGUGCGCGGCCGGCGGUGUCAGACAACUGCUAGUGCCUGCUGCACGAAUCAUCAAGCAGUCAAUGCUGCAAUCCUGGACUACGAUGAUCAGUGCCUUGACGGACAGUUUGACAGAGAGGAGGUACAGCGUGUGAUGUUGGUUGGGCUCUGGUGUUCGCACCCGGACAAAUGGCAGCGGCCGACCAUGGCACAAGCCCUGAGAUAUCUAAUGUCGGAGGACCCGUUGCCAACGGCCAUAACUGAGCAAGCUUCCAAGUCGGUUGCAGACUUUUGGACACUGUGA